AUGGUUGAGGAAGAAAGAUGCAGGGAGACAAACAAUAGAGAAAUGAGGGAAGAAGAAAGGUGCAGGGAGAAUAAUAGAAAAAUGCAGAUGGAAGACAACAUUGGGCAUAACAACAUCGUAUAUGAAUUACAUAACGGUGGUGCUACAUGUACCAAUUGUGGAGUCCUUCUGUUCUAUUGGAUCAUAACUGAUACUUCUAUUUUGGACAAAUCAUUAGAGUUGGGUAAAGGGGGUUCAACUGCAGUUACAUCAAUCUUAAUUGAUUGUCAGAAGCUGGUGGUAGCUAAUGUUGGAGAUUCAAGGGCUGUCGCCUGCAAGAAUGGUGUGGCCAAACAAUUGUCAGUCGAUCAUGAGCCUAGCAAGGAAAGGACAUAUGUCAAGGACAGAGGUGGUUUUGUAUCAAAUUUUCCAGGUGAUGUUCUACGAGUUGGACAGUUGGCCGUAGCAAGAGCAUUUGGUGACAAAAGCUUGAAGAAACACCUCAGUUCAGAACCAGAUGUGUCUUUGGAGAUUGUAGAUGAAGAUACAGAGUUUGUCAUCUUAGCAAGUGAUGGCAAGUGAUGUCAUAUUUGAUCAUUGGCUAAAUUUAGCUAUU
Molecule: messenger RNA, 595 nt
Organism: Camellia sinensis
Lineage: Eukaryota; Viridiplantae; Streptophyta; Magnoliopsida; Ericales; Theaceae
Source: RefSeq, a predicted model, not a curated record